UGUUCAUGUUCUCGUCCAAUCCCUGGAGCUACUACCGUCUGUCGCUGCUUCAGUCUGCACUCAGCACCGUGACCACUGCUUUUACCGCUGCCGCACCACAUUUUUCGGUCUCUCUGCGUUGUUGUGUUUCGUCUCUGCCCCUGCGAACUACUCAGUCGCACACUCUCCUCCGCUUCUCCAGCACCGCUCAAUCCCGUCCAGAGUCCUCAACCCCUAGUCAGAUUCAGUCUCUCUCCUCUCUCCUCCGAGGUUUGAGAAGAUGAAGCACGAGGCUGAGGCUGAAGCUAAGGCUCUCCCUCUCGAAUUGGUGGAGAAAAUCCUAUUAUGGUUACCGGUAAAAUCCCUAAUUCAGUUCAGGUGCGUCUCUAAACAAUGGCUUUCUCUGAUUUCUGAGUCACGUUUUGCAAAAUUGCAUUACGAUACUACUGAUGCCGCACCUGCCAAUAAGAACACUAGGCUUUUGUACUUGUCGAGUGAGGUUCCUGAAGCUCGUUGUGUAGAUCUUGAAGCUUCAAUUCGCGGCGAUUACGCUCUUCAGCUUCCUCUAAGUUGUCGUCUUUUCAGCCUUAGUAUUCUAGGUUCAUGCAGGGGCUUCAUACUGUUGCGCAUUCAUGUUCAUGGUGCUCCACUCCUUCUGUGGAACCCUGUAACGGGUUCUCACAGAUCAAUGUCGUACCCUGUUGCUGACCCUGAUGCUCCUUGUUGGAUGGGUUUUGGCUCGUCAAAUAAUUUAUGGGGUGGUCUUAGCUAUGAUGAAUCUAGUGAUGAUUAUUUAGUAUCACUAGGAUGA
Molecule: messenger RNA, 790 nt
Organism: Arachis duranensis
Lineage: Eukaryota; Viridiplantae; Streptophyta; Magnoliopsida; Fabales; Fabaceae
Product: F-box/kelch-repeat protein At3g23880-like
Exons: 2
Coding region: 260-790 (176 amino acids)
Molecular function (GO): protein binding
Source: RefSeq, a predicted model, not a curated record